Tyto alba (common barn owl) is the source of this 3952-nucleotide messenger RNA. RefSeq names its product pleckstrin homology domain containing B2 (gene PLEKHB2). The coding region runs from base 163 to 837 and encodes 224 amino acids. Gene Ontology annotation, cellular component: membrane. The record is from RefSeq and is a predicted model, not a curated record. The transcript has 8 exons. Lineage: Eukaryota; Metazoa; Chordata; Aves; Strigiformes; Tytonidae. Gene Ontology annotation, biological process: regulation of cell differentiation.
GGCGUGCGAUCAGGAAACGUCCCUUUCACAACCGUAACUAAGGAGGCCAAAACGUCCAAGCGCGCUGGUGCGCGGGCGCCGCGCCGACCGCGUCCCUGUGCGGAACGGGACGCCUUUACCAUGCCGAGAAGCGGGAGCCUUGGGGCGGGGGAUUAAGCAACAAUGGCAUUUGUGAAGAGUGGAUGGCUGCUCCGGCAAAGUACUAUUUUACGGCGUUGGAAGAAGAACUGGUUUGACCUGUGGUCUGAUGGCUGCUUAAUAUUCUAUGAUAAUCAAAAUCGCCAUGAUGUAGAAGAUAAAAUCCACAUGCGAAUCCACUGCAUCAACCUCAGAGUGGGGAAUGAAUGUCGAGAUUUCCAGCCUCCAGAGGGGAAGCAGAGAGACUGUUUACUGCAGAUUGUCUGCCGUGAUGGGAAGACAGUCAACCUCUGUGCAGAGAGUGCAGAUGACUGCCUGGCAUGGAAGAUUGCUCUCCAAGAUGCCAGAACAAACACAGGCUACGUGGGAUCUGAUGUGAUGUACGAUGAGACAGCCAUUUCCUCAGCCCCUCCUCCCUAUGCAGCUUAUGCCACACCAUCACCUGAGGUUUAUGGCUAUGGCUACGAUCAGUACAAUGGGGCAUAUCCUCCUGCUGGUCCUCAAGUCUUCUAUGACUCCAGUGGACAAGCUUAUGCUGUUCCCUAUCAGUAUCCAUACCAAGGACCUUAUGGCCAGCCCCCUGCAAACCAUGUCGUCAUUCGAGAGCGUUACCGUGACAGUGAUGGAGAUCUUGCACUGGGCAUACUUGCUGGAGCAGCGACUGGAAUGGCUCUCGGAUCAUUAUUCUGGGUCUUCUAGAUUACCCGUUCCUUAUCUUUGUAGUUCCAAAACCCUUUACUGUGUGCAAUAAUAUACUGGCAACGUUGUUUACUGUUAAACUUUAAGAAAUACAAUAGUUAUUUUUCAGUAGUGACAUCUAAAUAACUGAUUCUUCACAGUCUUAAGGAGAGUUUAAAGGCACCAUUCAGUUAAGUGGUUGGAGAUGGCAUGUGCUGCUCUCAAAUGCUGUUCUGAUGUUCGGAGUUACAAGGAUUUGUACUGAUAAGGAUCAAUAUGAGCACCAAUAUAACAUGGUAGCAGUCACUAGCUUUAUGAACAGACUGUUAUUGUAAACACCACAGAAAAAAUGGAUUUUUGGAGGGUCUAAAAUCUGGUCCAAAUAGGAGGUUUACGGGAGCCCUGCAUUAGUGCAUAUGUACUACUGGCUUCUAAACGUUCCCUGGACAAAUAUACAGCUCAGCAAAAACUCUUUGGCAUUAGGUAGUCUGCCAUGCUUGAGGAUUUUUUUGUUCUCAAACUUGCCUGCAGAUGGUAGCAUAUUUUCUUAUAUGGAGUCCUAUACCUGUCUCUCACACCAUCCAGGUGAAGCUGUCUUUGAGAAACAUAUAAGCAAACUACUAAGAAGUGGCAGCAUUCCUCAGUUCUUUUAUUCUCCCAGAAACGUGAAUGACCAGUGGCAAGGAAGACCAGUGCUUGUUGUUCCAUCUCCCUCCUCAUCCUGAAUUUCUUUUCUCUGCUUAGAAGGAAGUAACGGAUCUUUCAUAUUGCAAGGUGCCUGUAGAACAGGCACCUCAGACACUGUACCAACUGCAUUGCUGAGGAAGAAGCCAUUGUUUAGUGCCUCUGCUCAGUACUGCUAUCUCUGUGCAGAGUCUGCAGGAGGAAAACUUGAACAAUCCUCUGCUGUGCUGGGCUUGCCAGCACUCCUCUGCAGGCAGUAAUAGUCAAGAGGGGAAAGACAAACAGCACAAGUAGACCUGGCACACAGGCACUUUGGUAGCAGCUAGCUGCCUUGCCCUGGCUAGGACAGAAUGUCUGCCUCCUGGCCUCCAAGGUCUCCUGAACCAGGUUCAUUAUUUGCAACUAAGUUUUGAGCAGAGCUGAGCUUCAGUUUGUCCUGUGCACUCUUCCCCCUUCACAUUCAGCAGGUGUCUUGCCUCCAUGACUUGUUAAGGAAAACACACCAAGGAACCUGGCUGGCUUUGCUUGUAUGUCUGGUUCCUUACACAGUGUGCUCCUGCAGACUGCUGUGCUACGGGCUAUAACCUGGACUGCAGCUGUUACAUGUGUUAUGUAUGUGGCCUGUUACCUGAUCCUGUGUUAAUCCAUGCUGAGCUGUGCUUGGCGGGGGAAAGAAGAAAUGCAUAUGCUUUCUUGUUCAGGUGAAACAGGCAGGGUGCCUAAGUUGAGUUCUUUAUAGUAAGAGGACUUAUUUUUAUACUUCCACUUUCAGCUUUCUGUAUUGAUGUUGCUUUAAUAUGUUAAGACUUUUCUUAUGCUUUCAUUCAGAAGUAGGUUGAUUUCCUUAAGGUUCAUCGGGGUUCAGGGUAUCUCAGGAAAGAUGAAAAGAGAUGAGAACUUGCACCUCUAUCAAUUUAGAUCAAGCCCUAACCUUUUUCAUUUCAUCCUAAAGCUGUCUUGGCUUUAUCCUACAUAUUUAAGCAAUAGAGGUCUCAGACAAGAGUUUGGGUAGCAGCCAGGGGGAGCACUAAGCUUUCAUGACUCUUAGAAUCAACCCAAUAAACUGAAAUCAUCAGAAGUAAACAGACAGAUGUAACGUUGGCUGCAUUACAAAGAGUGGGACUAAUCCAGGGAAUGUAAAGUUGUUUGAAGAAACUUUGGUUUGGAGUCAUAUACAAAUGUGCAUGCAUGUCCUUUCACAGAUUAAUACAAGCUGCACAUGUUCUGCCAGUGGUAUGUACUGAAAGGACUUGCUGGAGGAUCAAAAGAGAACUAAAGAAAAAGUUUCCUAUUGCUAGUCCAAACCAAGAGAAAUUAAACUACUGAAGUUCUCUUAGAAGCCUGGUACCCUUGAGGUCAGAAGGAGAUGGUGACUGUCUGGAACUUAAGUGAACAAACAUUUCUACUCUUUUUAAGCCUUGAGAUAACCUUGAAGCUGAUUACAGGUCUACACUGCUAUUUAGUUUGUGCAUUACAAUAUAACUAGUUCUGCAGAAUGCCUCCAUCUCUUCUCCCUGUGUGAUAUUUAGCUUGUAAGGGAUGGGGGAGAAUAAAACAACUGAACAUCAUUGCAAUUUCUUUUGAAUUUCAUAAUGAUUGUGAAAAAAUAGCACAAAGUGAAUCAGCUAGUAAUUUAUUUUAAGUUCAGAGUUUUAGUGUGUGGGGUUUUUUUUUGUUUUGUUUUUUUGGGGGGUUUUUUUUGUUUGUUUUUGUAAGAGCUUUUGAUCACAUGAUCACAGCAGGGAACAUGUCUCUUGCAUGUUCAGGAGAUAACACUAUCUACGUCCCCACUUUCUUCAAGUGAAGUAUUUAAGAUAAAGACUGUUGAUUGCAAAACAUUCCCAAUGUUGAAUUCAAAGCAAGAAAUUAUCUUUUUAGAAGUUCAAUUUGAAGUAAGUCUCCAUUAAAAAGAUAACCCUACCCCUUCUCAAGGGAAAAAUAAAUUAUGAAGCUGAAGAUUCUAGUUCCAUUAAGAUGGGGAUAAGGAGCCAGCCUCUUCCAGUGAGUGGGGUAAAGGUUUGUGAAGUAGGGAGGAGGGGGUGGGAAGUGUUUACAGAUGGAGUAAGCACACUGACUUGGCAAAAACGCAUCUUUUCUAGUGCUGAAGCACAUUCUGAGCUGUGUCUAGAUGCAGCUACCCCAAACGUGACACAGCACUGGCUUCAUUUUGUUUGUUCUUCAGUGGAGAUUCAAUAGGUGAUGGAACCAGCUAAGCAAGUUGAGUAAAGGAGAAAAUUCACAUCCACGUUCCUCAGAUGUGUUUGUGGUUUUUCCUCUUUGUGAUAGGACUGAGAUAAAUAUGUAUAAGUCAUGGAGGGUAGCAUGCAGCAAAUAUGUGUGUGUUUGUCCCUGGAUCCUUCAUGUUGUUCUGCACUCCCUACAUAAUGUACUCAUUCUCAUUAAUAAUUUGUAGAGAAAUGCCCUUAGCAAUAAAAUUAAUAUUUAGGUGUAA